UGUGGGUGCGGAAAACCUCAAACUGCAAGAGGUUUAAAUGAAUGCAAAAUGUGUUGGUGGUCUUUAAAACAUCUUCAGGCACAAGUUUUGCAUCACAGCAAUCUCUGCUAGAAAGGACACCAUGAGGACUAUCUCCUUCAUCUUGCUUUUACUGGUAUUUGUGAUGGUUCAGAGAACCUUAUCACAAGGUGGCAUCUCAACCUGUUGUCUGAAAAUCUCUGGGACAAAAGUUCAUCGAGACUUUCUGAAAAGCUACUACAAAGAAGACAGUUCAUCAUGCACUCAAAAUGCAGUUGUAUUUACAACAUUUUCAGGGAAAAGAAUCUGUGCCAGCCCAACGAAUCUGUGGACAAAGACCAGCAUGGCCUAUCUGGAUGGAAAGAACUGGGCGCGCAAACAAUUAACCUUAAGUCACCGACACCCCUGAUAGGGACAUAACCCCUUACUGAAACACAAGAGCCCAUCAAACCUCCUAAGCUGUAUGAGUUUAACCAAAUUCAAACUUUAGAAUGUACCUCAUUUUGUUAAAUUAAUCAUUUAUUGUAUUUGA
Molecule: messenger RNA, 550 nt
Organism: Cyprinodon tularosa
Lineage: Eukaryota; Metazoa; Chordata; Actinopteri; Cyprinodontiformes; Cyprinodontidae
Product: monocyte chemotactic protein 1B-like
Exons: 3
Coding region: 122-427 (101 amino acids)
Biological process (GO): inflammatory response; chemokine-mediated signaling pathway; cellular response to interleukin-1
Cellular component (GO): extracellular region
Molecular function (GO): CCR chemokine receptor binding; chemokine activity
Source: RefSeq, a predicted model, not a curated record